Molecule: messenger RNA, 1113 nt
Organism: Durusdinium trenchii
Lineage: Eukaryota; Dinophyceae; Suessiales; Symbiodiniaceae
Source: the annotation of a GenBank genome assembly
AUGGCGCUCGCCGCUACACUCCACGUGGCCGCUGGGCAGCGAGGUGUCGGGCGAAGCGGAGUGGUGUGCGUGGAGCGCUGCGAAGCAUUGCGCGGGGUGAACGUUGCGGCGUGGCUUUCAUGGUGCCUUUUGCUGCUCCAUGCGCUCCUGCCACACAGGGAUGCAGGUCUUCGGGACGGCAACGCCAAGAUGCUUUUCUUGGCCUUGCAGGCCUUGAUGGCACUGGAGGUUUGUGCCAUCACCUUCUCUCGGAAGUGUAGCGUCGGGAACUUCCUGCAAACGGGGCUGGGCGUCUUCAUCUGUCUUUUCCGGGUGAGCACGGCCUUGCUGGUGGUCCCACUGUUGGAGAACGAGUGGCUCCAGAAGGCACUCCUCGCCGGCUGGGCCUUGUCGGACACCGUGCGCUACGCAGCGCUCGUGGGCAAAGGUGUGGCGUCCUUGCAGCGCUUGCGCCGCGCGGCGUCCACGGUGCUCUUCCCGCUGGUGGCGCUGGCAGAACUGGGGGCCCAGAUGUGCGUGACGCUGCUGGGCGUGCCCGUGGGGUCCUUCCUGUUUCAACAGAUGGGAAAGGGCGGCAAAGGCAAAGGGAAGACCACCAAGGUGUGGACGGAGCCGAAAAAGUGGGAGUCGAAGGGCAAAGGGAAGGCUUCCGAAGGCCGCUGGAUUUGGGUGGAAGAUGAGCCCUACCGGCCGAAGGGAAAAGGCAAAGGCAAAGGCGGCAAAGGUGGUAAGGCCAAAGGCAAGGGAAAGAGGAGGGCAGCUCCUUUGAAGAGUGAGUUUUGGAACAAGAAGGUGGAAGCUGAAGGACGCAAGGAGAUGGGCGACACCGUGUUGCCUGGCGUCAUCCAACGCUACAGCUUUAAACAAGGAUGGGGAUUCAUCAAGCCAGACAACUUGGCGAGCCUGCCGGGCCAAGUGAAGAAGAAGGUCAACGAAGCGGAAGCCGCCGCCGAGGCUGAGGGCAAAGAGGUGAAGGAGCGUGGCCUCUUGUACUUUCGGAAGCCUGAUGUGAACCACGAGGAAGGUUUCAAGUUGACGGAGGGCACCUCGGUGACCUUCCGAGUUUACAUCGACAGCCUCGGCGCGGGAGCACUCGACGUCUCCAUGGCCUGA